Messenger RNA from Populus euphratica (Euphrates poplar), 2922 nucleotides. Its product is annotated as monosaccharide-sensing protein 2-like. Lineage: Eukaryota; Viridiplantae; Streptophyta; Magnoliopsida; Malpighiales; Salicaceae. Bases 417 to 2576 code for a protein of 719 amino acids. The record is from RefSeq and is a predicted model, not a curated record. Gene Ontology annotation, cellular component: membrane. The transcript is spliced from 6 exons. Gene Ontology annotation, molecular function: transmembrane transporter activity. Gene Ontology annotation, biological process: transmembrane transport.
UAUUUUACUAACAUUAACAUGCUGACAUGGCCUAAUGUCAUUGUCUGUCUCUGUUUGGUUUCUUUUUGUGUUUGGAUUUUUAACUGGUAAUAUAUGACCAUAGAUAAUUAUUCAACCAUGUCUUUUGGACUUUCUUGGCAAGUACAUUCUCUCUCUCCAAAGUUUUAGAGAAAGAUUCAAUGCUUUUGGAAAAUUACUAAAUGUGCAAACCAAACCCAAGAUUUAAUUGCUUCAUAACUUAUUUUCAUGAGCAUGCAUUAGUAUAGAAUCAAUGCCAUCAAAUGGAUCGCUUGGUGAAUCCUAUACUUUUGAGGCAGCCCAUAUAAGUGUUUGAUCUGAAAAGCUUGACAGCAAUCCCGUCUCCUCUGAUAUAAACUCUAUUCCAGGAAAAGGAGGGUUGUUCAUCGGUUGUAAAGAUGAGGGGAGCUGUUCUUGUAGCACUUGCUGCUACGGUGGGGAAUCUGUUACAAGGAUGGGAUAAUUCAACCAUUGCAGGAUCCAUUCCUUACAUCAAGGAGGAGUUAAAUUUGCAGUCUCAACCAGCAGUAGAAGGGCUGAUUGUAGCCAUGUCAAUUAUCGGUGGCACUACAAUCACAACAUUUUCUGGAACAGUAUCAGAUAUCUUCGGAAGACGUCCGAUGCUGAUAAUGUCGUCAAUUCUUUAUCUUCUAAGCAGCAUAAUUAUACUAUGGGCUCCCAAUGUUUAUGUCCUACUUUUGGCGAGACUACUUGAUGGUUUUGGAGUUGGUCUUGCUGUCACUCUUGUUCCUUUAUAUAUAUCUGAAACGGCUCCAUCUGAGAUGAGGGGGCAAUUAAAUACACUUCCACAGUUUAUGGGUUCAGGAGGAAUGUUUUUGUCAUAUUGCAUGGUGUUUUUCAUGUCAAUGAUGGAUUCACCAAGCUGGCGGUUGAUGCUUGGGACCCUGUCAAUCCCCGCUGUCAUUUAUCUAGCAUUGACGCUUUUUUUCUUGCCUGAAUCUCCAAGGUGGCUUGUGAGUAAAGGAAAGAUGAUCGAAGCUAAACAGGUUUUGCAGAGACUUCGUGGUAGGGAAGACGUUUCAGGUGAGCUGGCUUUGCUACUUGAAGGUCUUGGUGUUGGGACCGAGACAACAAUAGAAGAGUACAUUAUUGGCCCAGCCAAUGAGAUCACUGGUGAAACUGAUGCGAAAGAACAAGUUAAAUUAUAUGGGCCCGAGGAAGGUGUCUCGUGGAUUGCCAAACCCGUCACCACUGGAUUCAGUAGUUUAGGGAUGCUGUCCCGUAACGGCAGUUUGGCAAACCAAACCGUGCCUUUGAUGGAUCCACUUGUCACUCUAUUUGGAAGUGUGCAUGAGAACAUGCCUACAACGGGAAGCACACGCAGCUGCAUUUUUCCAAACACUGCAAGCAUGGUGAGUGUUGGAGAAAAUCAAGGUAGAAAUGAACAGUGGGACGAAGAGGGCGACAAGGAUGGCGAGGACUCUUAUCCAGAAGGUUCUAGAGCUGAUUCUGAUGACAAUUUGCGAAGCCCGUUACUAUCACACCAACAUUCUAGCAUGGAAAAGGGCAUCAGUCAUUGGCGCAAUAGCAGCCUCGUAAAUUCUGGGGAAGAAGGUGCUAUGGGUAUUGGUGGCGGAUGGCAGCUGGCAUAUAAAUGGUCUGAGAAGAUAGGUAAAGAUGGUAGAAAGGAAGGAGGGCUUCAGAGGAUAUAUUUGCACCAGGAAGGUACUAUUGGUUCUCAGAAGCAUUCCGUUACUUCCUCUGCUGGAAUUGACAUUCCUGAAGAUGAGUUUGUACAAGCUGCUGCUCUGGUUAGCCAACCUGCUGUUUGUUCCAAGGACAUACUGGGUCAAGCAUCAGAAGGUCUAGCAGCUAUUCACCCAUCAGAAAUUGCGGCUAAAGGUCCAAGCUGCGGUGACCUCUUUGAACCAGGAGUUAAGCGUGCAUUGAUUGUUGGAGUAGGGCUUCAAAUACUCCAGCAGGUUGCUGGCAUAAAUGGUGUUCUCUACUACACACCCCAGAUUCUUGAGCAAGCAGGGGUGGUAGUUCUUCUAUCAAGUCUGGGCUUGAGUUCAGCUUCUGCAUCUUACUUGAUGAGUAUUCUCACUACAUUCUUGAUGCUUCCUUGCAUAUUUCUUGCCAUGAGACUAAUGGAUGUCUCUGGCAGAAGGUCUAUUUUGCUGUACACCAUUCCUAUCUUGGUAGCAACGCUAGUUGCUUUUGUCCUUGGCAGUAUUGUCAACAUGGACUCGUCUUUGAAAGCAGUGAUCUCUACUGGCAGUGUUAUGAUGUAUUUGAGUUGUUUCGUUAUGGGCUUCGGAGUAAUUCCAAACAUCCUCUGUGCUGAAAUUUUCCCGACUCGUGUUCGUGGCAUUUGCAUCACAAUAUGUUCUCUGACAUACUGGAUUGGAAACAUCACGAUCACGUACUCGCUUCCUGUUAUGCUAAACUUCUUUGGCCUUUCUGGUGUCUUCACAAUCUAUGCCAUUGGAUGCGCGGUGUCAUGGAUUUUUGUUUUCUUGAAGGUUCCUGAGACAAAGGGCAUGCCCCUUGAAGUCAUCACCGAGUUCUUUGCUGUGGGUUCCAAGAAUGAUUGACCUGAGCAUCCUACUAGAGAUCAAAUCUCACUGUUGUUCUGCUGGAAUGAUUCCCUGUUUUUUUAUUUUUUUUGGACCUGUCAAUGUCCUACCCCUCUUUCUUUUUUUGUCAUUUUUAAUGAUGGGCACUUGCUGAUGUUGGUUCAGCAGUGGCUAGUAUGGCAGUCUAGCAGAGAUAAAUCGUUGGCACAGAAAGUGUUUCAGGAGAGGAGAGUAAAUCAAAUUUCUAUAAUAGGCACCACAGCAAAGAGAAAAAUUUUGGUUUUCACACUUGCUGAUGUAGGUUUUCACACUUGCUGGUGUCUUCACAAUUGAGUAAAUUAGUAUCUUUCUAUUCAAUAAUAAC